AUGACGGACGACGAAAAAGCGGCAAUGGAAGAGUAUUUAGGGCGCCGACUUGAACUUCCUGCCCCUCCCAACUUUCUCAGUUGCACAGCUACAGCUUACAAGAGAGCGGCCUUGUUGUCAUUUCACAAGACACAUAUAGAGGCAGCCCUCGUCGCCGACGUGCCAGCUCGAGUACGCUUGGGAAGAGUUGCUGACAGCUGGGUACAUGAAAUUUUUAAGUUGCGGGGCUGUGAUAUAACCCUAUUAAUGGCGGGAGUGGAAAGAGCGGGGAUUGGCCCUCCGCCGUUAAUAGCUCGCAAUUACGCUAUUCGAGUAAUGGGAACCGAAGAAUUGGAUGCGCUACAGCUCAUUCAAAUGUUCGCAGACAUAACUGACGGGCUAGUAGCAGAUGUACGCCACCCUGGGGAGCCAGGUCUUCAGCAGCUAGACAAUAACUACUGGAUUAUUGUAUUCAGCACAAGAAGUUGCCCAGUUCAACUAGCAGGAAUCACCUUCAUCGCGUUUGGCACGAAAAUGGCUGGGGGAAGUGAGAUCGCACAGACAACGCGAAUAUAUCGGAAAUACGAGGCGCCAACGCUGACGGCUUUACCAGACUGUAUUAAUCUGUCGGAGCUGGAAACUCACUUGGUGGCACUAACAUUCCCGAAGUAUAUUGCAGGGUGUGGGGACGUCACACGUGCGCCGGUGUUACGGGAAGUGGUACCACCGGCUACUGCCGCAAAUGCGCAUGCUAUGGAAACCGCUCCGGCGGUGUCCGGCAUGACUGUGACACGCGCGAUUCGCUCAUCCCGCAAAGGCGGGCGUUUAGGGGAUCGUGAACGUAAUACUAGGACUGCAGAUCGAACGGUUGCGGCGGGUACAUCGCAUCAACAACUCUCAGCAGCACAAGACAAUUUGCGGGUGCAACACGGACGUACUAUUGGAGCUGAGGUGGCUCGAGGAGAGGCAGGUCCAACACCACGAGCGCGGACGACGACGACAAGACACGAAAAGAAGAAAAAGCACCGCGUACCGAGUCGAAAACAUGCAACCACGGCGGCGGCGCGUUAUAAACAGACGAUGGCUGUAUAUGAGGAGCUCAUGGGGGAGUCAGACAAGUUUGAUAGUGAGUACAGCGAACCGGAAGUGGAGGAGGGCCUCAGGGAACGGAAAGUGGAGCAAAAUUCGUCGCCAGAGGACGAUGCAAUGGAUGGUGGCACUGCUCUUUCAUCUGCCUCAGCUGUGGCUUUAGGCAAUAGUGACGAGCAUGUGGUUUAA
Molecule: messenger RNA, 1257 nt
Organism: Peronospora farinosa
Lineage: Eukaryota; Oomycota; Peronosporomycetes; Peronosporales; Peronosporaceae
Source: the annotation of a GenBank genome assembly